Messenger RNA from Paramuricea clavata, 1519 nucleotides. Lineage: Eukaryota; Metazoa; Cnidaria; Anthozoa; Malacalcyonacea; Plexauridae. The record is from the annotation of a GenBank genome assembly.
AUGGCUUCCUCACCAAACCUUAAAGUAACUUUGUAUAAACAUGGUUUUGCCACUGUGGAGGAGGAGGACAAGGAUGUGGGUGUCUGGGUGGACAACUGUGAAAAAUUUAAUUAUCCUCAUUACUGUGAUAAAGAACGCUUAUUACAAAUGAAAAAAGUAGCUGAGAAGAGAAGAAAGGAUACCAAAAAGGAAGACGAAUGUGCAGGUGUCAAAAAGGAAGACAAAUCAGCAGGUUGCUGUAAAGAACAUUCAGAACCGUAUUUGAACAUCCAACCACAAUGUACUGUCGUGUAAAGAUAUAAACGUUUAAUUAGUUAAUUGAAAACUUUGAUCACAACAAUAAUUACCAUAUUUCAUAUUUCUAAAACAAUAAAAGUAUUCAUUUAUUUCUGGAUUUAAAUUUAUUUUCACGUGCUUUUAUUGCUGUCAUAUGUGUUUCACUGAUUAGCGGUUGACCAAGUCUUGGUUUAUUUGUUUCAAGGCUUCUAGAUUUUAGCGGUUCCCCAACUUCACAGUACAAUUUUCGUGACAGUGUAGGUUCCCCAACUUCGCUGUUUUGCCCCAGUGUAGGUACCCCAACAUCACUGUUUAGUUGAUCAUUAAUGCCAAAACCUUUUCUUUUGGGUAAAAUAUGUGUACAACGGGUUUCAUGUAAAGUUUGAAUUGUGUCACAAUAGAUUUUUGCAGCAUUGUAGCAUUUUUCACAUUUGGUCGGACAUUGACACUCAAAUUUUUCCGGGCAGUAUUUACAACUCAUUUUUUGUGUUUUGUAAUAAAAUUUUGAGACUCUGUAUUUAUAGAGUUUAGGUCAAUGUAAUUAUUUAUGAAACACCGGCUUUACCCAUCAUACAUGAUGGUGGUAUGCAAAUACAUAUUAAAAAAAUACGAAAUACAUACAGAAGAUUAAAGAGGAGGAUCAUGGCGAUGCUUAAAGUGUCUUUUUUUAUUUUUCGGGGUAUUAAAGUUAGUUUUAGCAUAACUAUGGAAGAGAUAGCAGCGCUUAUUGACUAUGUUGUGCUUAACACGUUGUAUUUAAUGUGCUUGUCGUACUUAGAGUUUUAUUUUUCGUAAAAUGGCUUCGAUUAGUUAUAUUCCAAAUUCAUAUUAUGAGAGAAAUCAGGGUGGCUCUGUUUAUGCACAAAGACUUUGGUGGUGUUAUUCUACAGAUUCUUCUGAAAUGGUUGAUGUGACGCAAAAGUUGGUGUUUGAUGAUGUAUUUUAUGAAACAGCAAAUAUUGUAGCAUACAAUAUAAAAUAUUCAAAUGAAGAAUUUGCUGAUACUAAUUAUGUUACAGUUAUACAGCGUUUUUAUAGUCCCGUUUCGUGUUUACAAGUUUGGGAUGAUUGGAUAUGUAAAAAUUAUCCUACAAAACGUUGGGGUAUAGACAUAUUUAGUAUUUGGCACCCGUCGCGAAGUGAAAUUGGAAAAAGAGCUAUAAAGGAUGAUGUUGUAGAUGAUACAAGUUUUCGUCGUGAUACGUUGUGGCGGUCUGAGCAGGGCGAAUAUUGUGAAUAUUGA